AGGAUGAAGGUAAAGAUCCGACAGUGGAACGGGGUGGCCUCUUGGUUGUGGGUGGCCAAUGAUGAAAACUGUGGGAUCUGCAGGAUGCCUUUCAAUGGCUGCUGCCCAGACUGUAAAGUGCCUGGGGAUGACUGCCCGCUGGUCUGGGGUCAGUGCUCCCACUGUUUCCACAUGCACUGCAUCUUGAAAUGGCUGAACUCGCAGCAGGUCCAGCAGCAGUGCCCCAUGUGCCGACAGGAGUGGAAGUUCAAAGAAUAAACCUGUGGAGGCGCGGCGGCUGCACGCCCGCAGAGACUCGGAGAGAAAGCCCCUCGCAGAGACCUGUUCAUGGAUUUCAUUUUUUUUAUAUCGGCUGUAAAUAAUGUUUUUGUAUUUCUCCACCUGAUGUAAUGCAAAGUACAUUUGGAACCUAUUGUAUUCUGUUGACAGAUUUAGUAUGUGAUUAAAGAAAGAAAAACCUGACAUCA
Siniperca chuatsi (mandarin fish) is the source of this 467-nucleotide messenger RNA. RefSeq names its product APC11 anaphase promoting complex subunit 11 homolog (yeast) (gene anapc11). Gene Ontology annotation, biological process: anaphase-promoting complex-dependent catabolic process; positive regulation of mitotic metaphase/anaphase transition; protein ubiquitination. Gene Ontology annotation, molecular function: zinc ion binding; cullin family protein binding; ubiquitin protein ligase activity. Bases 4 to 258 code for a protein of 84 amino acids. Gene Ontology annotation, cellular component: nucleus; anaphase-promoting complex. The record is from RefSeq and is a predicted model, not a curated record. NCBI's taxonomy places the organism in Eukaryota, Metazoa, Chordata, Actinopteri, Centrarchiformes, Sinipercidae. The transcript has 2 exons.